AUGGGCAUAUCGGAGGAGAUCAAGCUGGAGGAACUACCGCAAGAAGCCAAGCUAGCGCACCCGGAUGCCGUCGUGCUGGUGGACCGAGCACCCGGCUCAUCGGCCGGUGCAGCGCUCACGGUUUCCGGCGGUGCUCCCAGCGGUGCUAGUGGUGCCAGUGGUGGCACCAACAGUCCCAUUUCGGAUGGGAACAGUGACUGCGAGGCGGACGAGUAUGCCCCGAAGCGGAAGCAACGGCGCUAUCGGACAACCUUCACCAGCUUUCAGCUGGAGGAGCUGGAGAAGGCCUUCUCCCGGACCCAUUAUCCAGACGUGUUUACGAGAGAAGAGCUGGCGAUGAAAAUUGGAUUAACCGAGGCGCGCAUUCAGGUCUGGUUCCAGAACCGGCGCGCCAAGUGGCGCAAGCAGGAGAAGGUCGGCCCCCAGUCGCAUCCGUACAAUCCCUACCUGCCCAGCGGCGCCGCCACCAUGCAGACGGUGGUUGGAGCCGCCCUGCCACCGAAUCCCUUCACCCACCUGGGCUUCCAGCUGCGCAAACCCUUCGAUGCCCAACACGCCGCCAACUUGGCCGCCUUCCGAUAUCCUCACUUGUCCGCCGGUCCCAUGAUACCGUCGGGCUACUUUAACCAAUUCCAGAGAGCUCCUCCGCACAUGCUGCCCCCUGGAAUGGCCGGGAUGUACUCUCCCUCGAGCUCCUUCCAAUCGCUACUGGCCAAUAUGACGGCGGUCCCACGAGCUCCGCCCCUUGGCAAGCCGCCCACCGCCCUGCUGGUGGGAUCCCCUGAUCUGCACUCGCCCAACCACCUGCUCGCCUCGCCGCCCACAUCACCAGCCUCGGGACACGGCUCUCAGCACCAGCAUCCGGCGCAUCCGCCUCCGCAGGUGCCGCCUCCUCCACAUCCAGUUGGUGUCCAGCCCGCUCAACUGUCGCCCCAGCAGCUGGUGGGCAUAGCUCUGACCCACCAGGCACCGUGCCUGUCCCCGACACAGACAGCUCCAGUGGCCUUGACUUUAUCCCAUUCGCCACAGAGGCAGCUGCCACCGCCGCCGGCGCAGCAUCAGGCACCGCCUAGAGCCGCCACACCGCCGGAGGAUAGACGCACUUCCUCCAUUGCAGCUCUGCGUCUGAAGGCUAGGGAGCAUGAACUGAAGCUGGAGCUGCUGCGCCAAAAUGGACAUGGCAACGAUGUGGUCAGCUAG
Drosophila serrata is the source of this 1200-nucleotide messenger RNA. It is a transcript of the gene al, whose product is annotated as aristaless related homeobox. Lineage: Eukaryota; Metazoa; Arthropoda; Insecta; Diptera; Drosophilidae. Gene Ontology annotation, molecular function: RNA polymerase II transcription regulatory region sequence-specific DNA binding; DNA-binding transcription factor activity, RNA polymerase II-specific. The record is from RefSeq and is a predicted model, not a curated record. Gene Ontology annotation, biological process: regulation of transcription by RNA polymerase II.